Molecule: messenger RNA, 1674 nt
Organism: Oreochromis niloticus (Nile tilapia)
Lineage: Eukaryota; Metazoa; Chordata; Actinopteri; Cichliformes; Cichlidae
Product: protein PXR1-like
Exons: 7
Coding region: 61-441 (126 amino acids)
Source: RefSeq, a predicted model, not a curated record
GAUCAGACUGAAGAUGUUCGAGUUUCCACUGAAGAAGACAGAGAGCGAGAGCAAUUUAAUAUGAAGUGGAAGUUGCCAAUAACUUCAAGGCAGCAGCUCCAGGAGGAACAACAGAGGAGGGAGGAUGCUGAAAAUACACUUGGCGACCUGCAGAACGAUAAAGAAAAGCUGGAAAACGAGCUCCAGGAUGAGAAGAAGAGGAAUGUAGAACAAGAAGCAAAACUCAAAGAGCUGGAGAAGAAGAAUACUGAAAUCAUCAAUCAGCUCCAGCAGGAGAAAGAAACAUUAGAGGAGCUGAAGAAGCAGCUGGAGUCCAAGAAUCAGGAGCUUUCUGACAGCAUCAGUGAGCUUAACAGGGAGAAAAUGAUAAAGGAGAGUGAAAUAAACACCAUGAAAAAUCAGCUGGAAUCCAACAAACAGGAGGUUAAUUUCAUCAUUUGAUACUCAGCUGUCUGUCACUGUCAUAUGAAAUAUAUUUAAACAUGUCCAGCAUGUUCUUCAUCUGCUAAAUAAUUUUUCAUCACUGAUGGAGAAUCUUAUUGUCUCCGGGAGCUAAAGGAUCAAUUCUGCUCCAGAUUUUUAUUGAGCCAAAAAGCUGCUGUUUCAAACAGAGGUUAUGUUAACCAGUUAUAGAGAGAAAGGACCAGGCGAGCACGCAAAAUUCAUAGAAAUAUCACCACUUGCCUCAACAUUGACAUAAUUCAGAGCAAACACGAAUUAUGCAGCUUGUUGUUGUUCAUUUUGUUGAAUUACAGCUGUGCGUCAGGCUGCUGUCUGACACAUCCUGCAGACAUUAUGUGCAUGUUUUGCUGGCUUUGCAUGAAGGUGCAGCUGAUGGAGAGGAGCAGAGACACUCGUGUGAAAAAGACUGACAUUAAUUUGGGCGUCAUUUAUUGCAUCAACUCACAGUUCAUUAUGCUGUAGAACACGUUACAUUUAUUUCAAUAUUAACUCUGAAGCACUGUGGUUGGAAACAUGUUGUUCACAGUGUGAAGCUUCAAUAAUUUUGUCACUUUUACCAACAAAGUGCUGCAGAAAUAUCAAAAUCUGUCUGUCUUUAUUUCUGACAGAUGAUCAAAUCUGAGAGAGAGAAGGAUGAAAUCAUUACGAAGCUGAGGCAGACGAUCGUUACACUGGAAUCAAAGCUCCAGGAGGAGAAACAGAGAAGGGAGAAAGCUGAGAAACAAGUUCAGAUGUUGCCAACAGAAACAGAGAUUUCUCACAUCAACAGUCCGUCCAAGCAGAAGAAAAAGAGACUGAAGGAGCCUCAGAAAGAAGUCAAGGGACAGCCCAAAAAUGAGUGCUGUGCUUUCUGAUUUGAUUUUUAUUUUUAAAGAAUUAGUUUACAUUUAUGUUUACAUCAACGGCUGGUGAGCCAAAGCAAAUUGCAAGGAACCCAUAUGUGUAUGUGUGUGUGUAGGACAGAGAGCAAUUUUAAAAUGUGUAACUUUAAUGCUGUUAUAUGCACCAACUGGUCACCCCUCCCUGAGCCUGGUUCUGCUGGAGGUUUCUUCCUGUUAAAUGGGAGUUUUUCCUCCCCACUGCCACCAAGGAACUGGACUCACAUUGAGGUUUUUUGAUUGUUGGGGUUUUCUCUGUAUUAUUGUACGAUCUUUACUUAACAACAUAAUGAACUUUGACUUUGCUAUAUAAAUAAAAUUUAAUUGAAAUGAA